CCCCGCGCCGCCGAGAACUCAGUCCGCCUAGCGGUGAUACAUCGGGUACCGGUGUUUCGCGCUCUCUCACAAUACCAACACAAGUGGCUGACCACUAAGCAACGUUUUUAUGACAUUUGACAACCCCGCCCAGUGCAUUUUUGCUAGUUGCAUUUUGAUCAGUGGGAAAGUGAAUCAGCUGUGAGCGUUUCUAACGAGAUUUGUGGCUCCUCUCCAUUGUAUGUUGUCUUAUUAGUGAAGUGAAUAUUUGUGCUAUACGGACAAUAACCGUAUCAUCUGUGCGAAUCAAUUUGUGGAUAUUUUUAGCGAGUGACUGCUCUCAAAGUAAGGACGAGAGCGUGGAGCGCUGCGCGGGGCGCGGGGCGGGCGCGGGGCGCGGGGCGCGAUGCGCUGCUAGACGCGCCCAGCAUGGUGGGCGUCGGCGUGGCGGAGGGCGGCGGGGAGCCCUACUACGGCGAGUACUACCCGCCCGAGCAGUACUUCGUGCCGCAGGAGAUGUGCCCGCACCCGCACCAGCACCCGCAGCAUGCGCAUAUGUGCACCGUGCACACUGACUACGGCGGCAUGCCAGUCGUCACCUCCGGCACGAUGAUGCCGCCGAUGAUGCAGCCCGUGUUGGACGACAUGCGGCACUACAUCGUGCACCACCCCCCGCACCAGAUGCACCACCCGCCGCCGCACCAGCUGCCGCAUCACCAGCAGAUGCCGCCGCAGCACCAGCCGCACCACUAUGGUCCUGCCAACGGUGCUGGUGGGCCGCAGCACUUCUACCCGGCCGGGUACCAGCCGCACUACCACAUCCCACCGCACCCGAUGCAACACUACCCACCUCCGCCCGUCUACCAGAAGGACGAGAGAGCCCAACGACAGCACACCAAGCUGAAGCAGAAGCUAGAGCGCAAACAUAACAAUAGAACUAAUGGAAUUGAAGCAAACUCUGGCGCAAGCACCCCAUCGCUCUCUCCGCGCAAGGAGCUGAACGGGCGCGGCGGCGCGUCCUCGGGCGCGUGGUCCGAGGGCGAGGGCUCGUCCGCCGGCGCCUCCAUGCAGAGUGAUGAGGACUGCGACACCCAGGCCUUCCUCGACCAGCUGUCCGCUAAGCGCACUCCGCAGGUGUCCGAGGUGACAUCAACAAGUGCGCUGGUGCAGUGGAACUCUCCGCUGCCGGAGGGCGUCCCGCCGCCGCCGCACGACCUCACGUACGACCUGCUGCUGGGCGACCGCGGCCGCUACAAGGCCAUCUACAGCGGACCCAAGCUCUCCUGUCGGGUGUGUGACCUGCGGCCGGGCUGCGAGUACUCGGUGCGGCUGCAGAUCCGCGCGGGCGAGGCGGGCGCCACCAGCGAGGAGGCGACGUUCAGCGCCGCGCCCGCGCCGCCCGCGCGCCCCGCCGCCCCGCGCGUCACCGUGCGCGCGCGCUCCUCGCUGCAGCUGCGCUGGGCCGCCGCCGCCGACCACGGCGCCCGCAUCGCGCACUACGUGCUGGAGCUGGACGCGGGCGAGGGCUGGGUGGAGGCGGCCCGCCCGCGCGCGCGCCACCACACCGUGCCCGACCUGCGCGCGCAGACCCGCUACCGCUUCCGCCUCGCCGCCGUCAACGAGUGCGGCCGCGGCGAGUGGAGCGAGGAGGUGGUCGCGUGGACCGCCGGGGCGCCGCCGCCCGCGCCGCGCCCGCCGCGCCUCGUGGCCGCCACCGCCUCCGCGCUGGACCUCGCCUGGGAGCGCCGCGCCGACGAGGAGUUCACGCUGCAGCUGGACGAGCCUGACAGCGGCCACGGCUUCCUGCCCGUGUACAGCGGGCCCGACGACCGGCACACGGCCGCCGGCCUGCGCCGCGCCACCGACUACCGCUUCCGCCUGCGCGCCGAGACGCCCGACGGACAGGGGCCGUGGUCCGCCGACGUGACGUACCGCACGCUGCCCGAGCCGCCCGCGCCGCCCGCGCGCCCCUCGCCCCGCGGCAAGGUGCACUCGCGCUCCUUCCGCCUGCGCUGGGACCCGCCGCCCGACGACGGCGGCGCGCCCGUGGAGUCCUACACGCUGGAGCUGGACGACGGCUCCGGCUGGCGCGAGGCGUGGCGCGGGCGCGAGCGCGAGGCGCUGUGCGAGCGCCUGCAGCCCGGCGCCGAGUACCGCGCGCGCGUGCGCUGCAGCAACCCGGCCGGGGACAGCGCCUGGUCCGCGCCCGAGACCGUGAGCACGGAGCCGGCCGCGCCCGCCGCGCCGCCCGCGCCCACCGCCGCGUCGCCGCCGCGCGCCACCGCGGCCGCCGUGCGGUGGCGCGCGCCCGCCUGCCUCGGCGGCGCCGCGCUGGCCGAGUACCGCGUGGAGCUGCGCGAGGCGGGCGGGGAGCCGCGCCUCGCCUACUGCGGCGCGGACACCGAGUGCGUGCUGCGCGAGCUGCGGCCCGGCGCGGCCUACGAGGUCACCGUCACCGCGGUCAACCGCGUGGGGCCCGGCGCGCCCUCGCCGCCGCUCGCCUUCACUGCCGCGCCCGCUCCGCCGGACGCGCCGCCCGUGCCCUCCGUUACUCUGGAGUCCCCGCGCUCGGCGCGCCUAGAGUGGACGCCACCGAACGACAACGGAGCGCCGAUCCUCGAUUACCGGCUCGAGAUGAGCACGGGCGCGGCGGACGCCUCGUUCGCGCAGGUGUUCGCCGGGCUCGCCACCUCGGCGCUGGUGGGCGACCUCACCCCCUUCACGGCGUACUUCUUCCGCGUUUGCGCGAGCAACGCGGCGGGGCGCGGCGCGUGGUCCGGCGUGCGGGACGCGCUGACGGAGCGCGCGCCGCCCGCCGCGCCCGCGCCGCCCGCGCACGAGGCGGAGGCGGCGGCGCUGCGCCUGGCCUGGGCCGCGCCCGCCGCGCACGGCGCCGCCAUCACGCACUACCUGGUGCGCGUGGACGAGCGCGAGCUGCGCUGCGAGGAGCCGGCGCUGCUGGUGACGGGGCUGCGCGCGGACACGCAGUACCGCGUGCGCGUGUGCGCCGUGAGCGAGCUGGGCGCGGGCGCGUGGUCCGAGCCGGCGCGCUGCGCCACGCGCCCGCCGCCGCCCGCGCCGCCGCGCCUGGCCUGCCUGCAGCGCGCGCACAACUACGUGAAGCUGCGCUGGGGCGAGGGUGAGGCGGGCGCGGGCACGCAGUACCGCCUGGAGCUGCGCGCGCCGCCCUCGCGCGACUACCGCGUGGCCUACCGCGGCUCCGCGCGCUCCUGCAAGGUGAAGAAGCUGCGCGAGGACUGCGAGUACGCGUUCCGGAUACGAGCGAGCGACGAGCGCGGGGGCCGCGGGGAGUGGGGCCCGGAGCUGCUGGAGCGCACGGGCGUGGCGCCGCCGCCGGCCCCGCGCGCCCCCGCGCUGGCGCUGGACGCGGGCCGCGUGCUGGUGAGCUGGGAGCCGGUGGAGGGCUGCGAGUACGCGGUGCAGACGGCGCGCGGGGGCGCGUGGCGGGCGGCCUGGGCGGGCUCGGAGGCGCGCUGCGAGCUGGACGACACGGCGGAGGGCGAGCUGCAGGUGCGCGUGGGCGCGGCGCGCGGCGGCGCGUGGUCGGCGUGGGGGGCGGCGGCGCGGCUGCAGCUGCCGGCGCGCGCCCCCGCCCGCCGCGCCGCGCCCCGCCCCGCGCGCGCCCCGCUGGCGCCGCGCCACGCCGCGCUGCUCAUGGCGGGCGGGUUCCUGCUGCUGGCGGUGCUGGUGGCCGCGGUGCUGCAGCGGCUGGUGGAGCCGCGCCCGUGACGCGCGCCCCCCGCGCCCGCCGCGCCGCCCGCCACCAGCGCGCUCGCCCGACACCUCCAUCACGGACACAUCUAGGCGCGGACGAAACGUACACACGUUUGGUGCUAAACUAAUUAUCAUGAAGCUAAAUUUUAAUUAUACCGGUAAGAGAGUAUGUAUAUUGUAAUAAAAUGGAAACAUAAAAAAUAGUCAAUAAAUACCUACGUUACGAUUUUUAUAUUCUGGGUUUUAUGGUAGACUUAAGUGGUGUGGCCGUGAUCGCCGCGGUCCGGCCCGGAGCGCCAGCGCGCGCCGGGUGUUAGCCAUUUCAUGUCGAUUGAUCUUUUAGAGAGAUCGGUAACUUUACCUAAAAUAUUUUUAAAAUUGUUUAUGAUAUGUUUAAAGAAAAGCUCGGUUAGGCGUUACAGAUAAGAAUUUUUAUGAGAUUUAUUUUUAUCAAAUUAUAUUUAAUGGAUGUAGCAUCUACUAGAAAGGAGGGCCUAUAUAUAAAAUAUAUGUUUUCUAUAGAGAAUAUUGGUGUUCAAAUUAACUCCUGAAUAUUUUAUACUUUAUGCGUUGCCUGAAAUGUAUGUGUAUUAUACAGUAGCUCAUUCUCAUUAUAUUACAUUGUUUCUGAAUGUUGUCUGUACUUCGUAAAUCUUUAUAUUAUCUAGUCUAUGCUUGAUAACUUGUUAUAUACUAUCUAAAUCUUUCUUUUAUUAAUUUGAGUCCAAAAGCAAUGUCUAAGUUCUAACCUAAGAACUAGGCAGAAAGUGAAUAUUUUUUGCAAUUUUUCACCGCACGCCAAGCGUACUCUGCUAUUCUGUGAUCACAAUAAUGCGCACAGUUCUUCUCUGAACCUGCAGCUGUAAUUAAAUAAGAAGAAAGGUUCGCUUUGUUCACAGAAAACGAAGAGCAGAGCUUUGCAUGAUUUGAAAUGUGCAUAGUAAUAUAUAUUUUUACGUAAAUCAGUCUAUUGCAUAAUUUAAUCAUAUGAUUGUACCGAGGUGCUGUAUUAUUAGUUUUGUGAAGGGCCUGGCCCCGUCUGCAACGAGUUUCCAGUGUGUGCGCUGUGAUCACUUCCUUAUGCGAAUGAGACUGAUUUUAUAAUAAUUGCUUUCUGUAUGAAUUCAUAUUGUAAAUGCAAAUUACAUUCUUACUGCUUUUUACAACACUUCAAAACCUUCUGAUUAACUGUUUACAACAAACCUGAUAUGUCCGUUGUCAAUUUUAAAUCACGUAAUUACGUAAGUAACUUUAAGAUCUUAUAAAAUCGUUAGACAAUUAAUGUAUCCACUUGUUGUUGUAAAUGGUAAGAAAUCUUGCAAACUAAACAAAUUGUGACACCUUUAUGUAUAUUCCAAAUGGCUUUUGCGAUAUAUCUAGAGUUAAAUUUUUAACGUUUUAUAUAACAUGACGUUUGAUUAAUCGAUAACAUAAUCUUAUUUAGAAUAAUUUUGGUUUACUUAGGAGAUUAUGAUGAUUAACUGAGAUUUUAUGACCGUUGUAUCAGUGAAGGGAUGCUUGCAAGGCGUGCAAUCAUCUUGUUUCGGCGUCGAUGCCUCUGCAUAUUACGUCAUCAGUAUUACAACAUCCUAUUGCUUCAUUCAUUGUGACAGAACUAUACUUCGAAAAACAUUUUAGAAUAAAUAUAUAAUUUUACCAUGAAUGUUAUGUAGAGUAAAUAUUUGAAUAUUUGUGUAAUGCAUUUUUGGCUCUUGCCCGAUUAGAUGGUUUAUGUCUGUCGCCUACCAUCUUAUAUUUAGUGAAUGUUCCGAUAUAGAUGUGUAAUCGUUACAUAUAUCAAAUUUAGUAUAAUUAUUGCAUUUUAAAGUAUUGAUAUAUUGAAGUGUUUUCUUCCAAUUUAGGGUGUGUUGUAAGAUUUCCGAAGUCCAUUGUCAUACAAGUAAUUUGUGUUCUAGAUAAGACCGUCUUGCAUCAUAGAUUACAAGGACAGAUAUCUAAACUGUACAGUUGUACAUCCACUAUACGACGAUGGCGAUAGCCUAAUUCAUAGAUUUUAUAUUACUAUUCUAAUAUUUAUUUCUCUGUGAUCAUUUACACUCUGUUUCUCUAUGUAAAAACAUUCCUAUACAAUUCUUUAUUGCCACAAACAAUAGUACUCGAUAUUGUAAUUGUAAUACAUAAUGUAAUAAAUGUGGGCUUAAUCUAAACAUAAGCACAGCUUAUGGCUUCUAGAAUUAACUGUUUAAUUUUCAAAAAGUUUAUAUAAACAAUGUGCAAUUAUCUUUAUUUAUUAUUUGAUCGGUUAUUUAUAUUGAUUAUUUUAAGGAACUUGUAAAGUUGCUAUGGUGUUAAAUGUUUAAAUAAUACAAUGGACACGAAUGUUCCUAAACGAGUCUUUAUACAUUGUACAGUUCGCCAUUUUUAAUUAAAGCUGAAUUGAUUGCUACAGUGAUGCAUUCCAACUAUAUUCCACUUGUAAAUAGGCCUAAUAAAUUUAAUUUCAGUGACUAUGUAAAUUAUCUUGAGCUUGAUAAAGGCACAGUGUAGACCAGUGGGGAUGACUUAUAGCAAGUUCGCUGGUGGCCACAGGCACAAGUCCUGGUUAAUGCGACUAUACUAUAUCGUCUCCACUGUGGGUGGUGCACUGUGCAGCCGCGCCGGCCGAGCCCGCGCACGAGACAGGGAUCCUUGCCGCUAACUAUUGCGACUAAAUGUUUAAAACUAAUGACAAAUGUUUAAUGGGGAGAACAUCUCAUAUUGUAUUUGUGUCUGAACUAGUUACGUAUAACGAAAUGUAUAUGUUUAUAAUAUAAUAUUUGAUGAUGUUAUGUAUACAAUUUAUUAAACAUGAAUAUAUCAAUAAAACUAUAUUUUAUGUA
Plutella xylostella (diamondback moth) is the source of this 6554-nucleotide messenger RNA. RefSeq names its product miles to go (gene mtgo). Gene Ontology annotation, molecular function: protein binding. NCBI's taxonomy places the organism in Eukaryota, Metazoa, Arthropoda, Insecta, Lepidoptera, Plutellidae. The record is from RefSeq and is a predicted model, not a curated record.